This is a messenger RNA of Brassica napus (rape), 870 nucleotides long. RefSeq names its product kunitz trypsin inhibitor 4-like. Gene Ontology annotation, molecular function: endopeptidase inhibitor activity. Bases 40 to 732 code for a protein of 230 amino acids. The record is from RefSeq and is a predicted model, not a curated record. The transcript has a single exon. Lineage: Eukaryota; Viridiplantae; Streptophyta; Magnoliopsida; Brassicales; Brassicaceae.
UCAAAUCCCAGUGUACCUCCGUGUAUAAAUACCGAUCACAUGAAUUCACAUUUUCUGCAUCCAGUAACACUCAAAUCUUAUCAUACACAAACUAAAAAAAGGAUGAAUCCUGUGUUUUACUUCCUUCUUGCCCUAACCGCUGUUUUGGCCGCGACUGCAAACGCCGCCGGACCAAUUUUCGACACUGAUGGUGAUGUCAUAUUCGGCGGCAGCAGUUACUACGUUCUCCCCGCUAUCUGGGGCCCUACAGGUGGCGGCCUGACUCUCUCCUCCCUUGAUGACAAGCAAUGUCCUCUUUAUAUCCAGAAGGAAGAUUCAGAGGUCGAAAGGGGUAUUCCCGUAAAAUUCUCAAACUGGAAGCCUAGAGUUGGAUUCGUUCCCGAAUCAGAGAACCUCAACAUCGAGAUGGAUGUUGCAGCUACGAUCUGCGUCCAGUCAACUUACUGGUGGGUUGCUCCGUCUCACUUGCCCAUUAUGACUUUUUUCAUAGCGGCUGGCCCUAAGCCUGGAGAAGAUUCUUCAAGGAGUUUCUUCCAGAUCAAGAAAACUGGUGGAUUUCAUAAUGGCUACAAAAUUACGUUUUGUUCUGGAGAUGGGGGUUGCGACGAUGUUGGGAUAGCUAGGGACGCAAAUGGCGUUGGGCGUUUGGCUGUAGGAUCUGAGCCAUUCCCGUUUGUGUUCAGGAAAGCUGGUGAGACAGAGACUUCGCCCAAGACGAUGUCUAUUAUCUGAGAGAAAUCAAAGACUAUACAAUAUCAAGAAGAUAAGAGUUUUAACCUACUACUAAUAAUAAAACUCUUGUCUGUGUUCACUGUUUUCUUUUUUCAUCAAUCAUCAUAUAUGGAAUAAAACAUCUUUCCUUUGUUUCUU